Messenger RNA from Dictyostelium discoideum AX4, 1386 nucleotides. RefSeq names its product TFIIH subunit (gene gtf2h2). Gene Ontology annotation, molecular function: zinc ion binding. The transcript is spliced from 2 exons. Gene Ontology annotation, cellular component: nucleus; transcription factor TFIIH core complex. The record is from RefSeq and is a predicted model, not a curated record. The coding region runs from base 1 to 1386 and encodes 461 amino acids. Gene Ontology annotation, biological process: nucleotide-excision repair; DNA-templated transcription; DNA repair. Lineage: Eukaryota; Evosea; Eumycetozoa; Dictyosteliales; Dictyosteliaceae.
AUGAGUAAGAAUAUAUAUAAUAACAAUGCACAAAAUAAAAGGACCAAUAGAUCAUUAUAUGAUGAUGAAGAUGGGCCAGCACAUGUAUUACAAACCAAUGAUGAAGAUGGAACAAAUAAAUAUAAAUGGGAGAAUCGAUUUGAAAAGACAUGGUUAACAAUAGAUGAAGAUGAACAUGGAUUAAGACCAUCGAAUCAAGAGGAGAGGAAUACACGUAAUCGUAGAUUAAAAAAUAAAGAUAGGGAUGGUAUAUUAAGUCAAGAUCAACGUGUACGAAGAGGUAUGCAAAGACAUUUAUGUUUGAUAUUGGAUCUUUCAAAGACGUUAUCCAAUCAAGAUUUAAAACCAUCACGUUAUCAAGUGCUUUUACAAAAUGUUGAACUCUUUAUAAAGGAAUUUUUCGACCAAAAUCCAAUCUCACAAUUAUCAAUUAUCAUCACAAAAAACAGUAAAGCAGAGAAAAUCUCUGAACUAUCAGGUAACCGAUUAAGACAUAUACAAGCUAUGAAAGAUGCCAUAGCGAUGGAAGGUGAACCAUCAAUUCAAAAUUCAUUAGAGGUUGCACUAUCAUCACUAUGCUAUGUACCAAAGUAUGGUAGUAGGGAAGUGUUAUUCAUAUUCUCAUCAUUGACGACAUGCGAUCCUUCAUCAUUACAAAAAACAAUUCAAUCAUUAAAGAAUGAAUCCAUUAGAGUUUCAUUCAUUCAUAUGGCUGCCGAACUAUACAUUUGUAAGGCUAUAGCAGAACAAACUAAUGGUACCUCAAAAGUAAUUCUAAAUGAAGAACAUUUCAAUGAAAGUUUAAUGUUAAAAUGUCAACCACCACCAACCAUUGGUAAAACUGAAGCAGCUUUGGUUGAAAUGGGUUUUCCUCAACAAAUCACUUCCACUGUACCAUCACCUUGUAUUUGUCAUGAGAAAAUGAAAUACUCUGGCUACAUAUGUCCACGUUGUGGUGUUAAAUCUUGUGAAUUACCAACUGAUUGUCAAAUUUGUAAUCUUUCUUUAGUUUCUUCACCUCAUUUAGCAAGAUCAUAUCAUCAUUUAUUUCAAAUACCUUUAUUUAAUGAAGUUAAUUGGAAGGAAUUAAAUAAAAAUGUAACAUGUAUAGGUUGUUUAUCAUCAUCAGAGAAAUCAAUAUUAUCUUUAUUUUUUUCAUGUCCACGUUGUCAAGAGAUAUUUUGUUUAGAUUGUGAUCUAUUUAUACAUGAAUCAUUACAUAAUUGUCCAGGUUGUGAAAAUAAACUUCAAAAUACAAAUACUAAUACAAAUGGAAAAACAAAUGGAAAUGAAAUUACGAAUGGUAAUGGAAAUGGAAAUGGAAAUGAAAAUGAAAAUGGAAAUGGAAAUGGAAAUGGAAAUGGAAAUGGAAAUGGUUUACACUAA